GCUUUUUGAUCUCGAAGCAAAGCAGCUGGUAUCUCAACAACAAAAAGAAAAGUUCACUCAAAAUCCGGAUUAUAUUGAAUAAAGGUUUUUACAAAAUGAGCCUCGUCAGCAGCGCUUACAACUACAAUUGUAUAUCCUUACACUCAGUUCUUUAACAUUUUGUUCUUUGAAGUCCUGAUCUUCAAAUCAAAAUGCUUAUAUCAAUAUGUUGAAUUAAUGAUACAAUCGCACUUACUAUAAAGUCGCUUGCAAACCUACAACAUGUCUCUUAUACGCCUCUUGCAGCGUAAACCUAAUGGCGAGAUCGUCUUUCGCGAACCGACCAGCGGCAAUGUCCCUGCCUACGCAAUACUCUCUCAUACCUGGGGAGAAGAGGAGGUCGUCUAUCAAGACUUGGAGAAUGGCAAGGACAAGAGCAAGGCUGUGAACAAAGCUGGGUGGAAGAAGAUACAAUUCUGUGCGAAGCAAGCCGCAGUAGACGGAUUGGAAUACUUCUGGGUGGAUACCUGCUGCAUCGACAAGAAGAAUGCAGUCGAGCUUGGUGCAGCGAUCAAUUCUAUGUUUCGAUGGUAUCAGAAUGCGACGCGCUGCUACGUUUACCUUUCGGAUGUCUCUCAGUCCGACACUGGGGUCGAUGAUCAGAGGGUAUGGGAGGAAGCUUUCAAAAAGAGCCGCUGGUUCACUCGAGGCUGGACACUUCAAGAGCUUAUUGCACCAAGGCUGGUUGACUUCUUUAGCUCGGAUGGUGAACGACUUGGGAGCAAGUUAUCGCUUGAGUCUAAGAUAUGCGAAAUUACUGGUAUUACAAAAGAAGCUCUUCGAGGUGAUGCAUUAUCAAAUUUCAGUAUCAAAGAGCGAAAGUCCUGGGCAGAGUGCCGUAAUACUACUAUUGAGGAGGAUGGAGCCUAUUGUUUGAUUGGGAUCUUCGGCGUAUCUAUGGUGCCGAAUUACGGUGAAGAAAAGGAUCAGGCAUUCAGGCGAUUAGAGGAUGAGAUUCACAGGAUGUACAAGGGGGCUGAUUUUGAGAAAUUUGCUGUCAGGCUGAACCUCGCAUCAUUUCCUGAAGCUACACAGUUUGUUGCUAGAGAGAAGGAGCUGUCGGAAAUGCACAAAGUGCUUCAAGAUCACAGUGGUCGAUCCUGUGUUACUCUGCAUGGUCUUGGGGGUAUGGGAAAGACUCAAUUAGCUAUCACAUAUGCCAAACGACAUCAAGAGAAAUAUACAGCGAUCUUCUGGCUGAAUGCUAAUGACGAAGACUCACUCAAGUUGAGCUUUCGAGAUAUUGCUCAGCAGGUGCUGAGACAUCAUCCUUCUACUACGGUGUUAUCCACUGUAUAUCAAGAUGAAGACCUCGAUCAAGUUGUCAGUGCUGUCAAGGAAUGGCUUGACUCUUCACGGAACACAAAAUGGCUGAUGAUCUACGAUAAUUACGAUAAUCCUAAGACGCCUAAUAAUCCCGACAAGUUAGCUGUUGAUAUACUUCAGUUCCUUCCUUGGUCUGAUCAUGGCUCGAUCAUCAUCACUACACGAUCGUCGCAAAUCAAACAGGGUAAACGAAUUCAUGUCCAGAAACUACUAGAUCUCAGGGAAGGUCUUGAGAUUGUAUCUAAUAUGUCAGGACGUAAGAACAUUGAAAAUGAUCUUGAUGCUAUAGCACUUGUCAAGGAACUUGACGGCCUACCACUUGCUCUGUCUACGGCAGGGGUAUAUCUCGAACACGUGACGACCAGCUUCUCGGAUUAUCUUCGGCUUUAUAAGACAUCAUGGUUGAAGCUUCAGACAACAAGUCCCCUGUUGGAUUCCUAUGAGGAUCGUACGCUAUAUACAACGUGGCAGAUCACUUGCGAUCGCAUCCAACAGCAGAAUGCAGCAUCAGUACAACUACUCAGGUUAUGGGCAUAUUUUCAUCGAGAGGAUCUGUGGUUUGAUCUCCUUCGGCAUGCAAAGUCUGUAGACAAUGAAUGGAUACAGAAGCUUACGGAGGAUGAACUGAAUUUUAAUGAAGCUGUCACUCUACUAUGUACCUUUGGACUGGUUGAUCAAGACAGGUCUCUUCAGCAGCAGGUUGUGGCUAGAGGGUAUAGUGUGCAUAGUUGUGUUCACUCGUGGAUAGUGUUUGUGCUUAACAAGGAAUGGGACAAAAGUCUUGCACAUGUGGCUUUAAGCUGUGUGGCCUCAAAGAUUCCUAACACAGAUGAAAAAUACUGGUGGCUCACACAGCGGCGGCUCCUUCAACACGCAAUACGACAGGACUUCUUUAUAGAAGACGCCAAGGUAGAUAUAGACGAACUAUAUUGGGAGUUUCACAACCUAGGCAUUCUCUACUCUGAUCAAGGCAAGCUAGUAGAGGCAGAGGUGAUGUAUCGUCGAGCGCUGGAAGGCAAAGAGAAAGCACUUGGACCAGAUCACACAUCAACACUCGAUACAGUCAACAACCUAGGCGUCCUCUACAAAAAUCAAGGCAAGCUAGCAGAGGCAGAGGUGAUGUAUCGUCGAGCACUGGAAGGCUACGAGAAAGCACUUGGUCUUGAACUUGCCUCAUCAUAUCUACCGGCAUUGCAUACUAUGUUCGCCUUUGGAGACCUCUUCUCGCAAACCGACCGGAAAGAUAUGGCAAAGGCAAUGUAUAUUCGAGCAUUGUCUGGAUACACAACCGUCCAAGGGCCUUCUUCGGAAUGGUCUAAGCAAGUUGAAGAUCGGCUUCAAGCGUUACAAGUCGCAUCUACUGAGAUGAAUAUAGGUCGAAAUGAGUUUACAGUCCCUAAAGUAGCAAAUUCGAAGUCUUUGAAGCAGAAAAUUCGUAAGCUGGGAAGGCGACUGAAUAUUAGAUAA
Molecule: messenger RNA, 2832 nt
Organism: Botrytis porri
Lineage: Eukaryota; Fungi; Ascomycota; Leotiomycetes; Helotiales; Sclerotiniaceae
Exons: 4
Coding region: 262-2832 (856 amino acids)
Molecular function (GO): ADP binding; protein binding
Source: RefSeq, a predicted model, not a curated record